This is a messenger RNA of Apodemus sylvaticus (European woodmouse), 8564 nucleotides long. It is a transcript of the gene Mib1, whose product is annotated as MIB E3 ubiquitin protein ligase 1. The coding region runs from base 271 to 3291 and encodes 1006 amino acids. The transcript has 21 exons. Gene Ontology annotation, cellular component: cytoplasm. Gene Ontology annotation, biological process: protein ubiquitination. Gene Ontology annotation, molecular function: zinc ion binding; protein binding; ubiquitin-protein transferase activity. The record is from RefSeq and is a predicted model, not a curated record. Lineage: Eukaryota; Metazoa; Chordata; Mammalia; Rodentia; Muridae.
CAGAGCCCCCGCCCACGGCCGCUCGCCCUUGGCCUGCAAUCCGCCGCCUGCGAGCCUCCGCGGGCCGGCCUCCAAUCGGAGCGGGGGCCACGACGGCCACGGCCCGGCCGGGGUGAAGGGCUCCUCGGGGACCGCGCCACCGCCGCCCCGGUGAGUCGGCCCCACGGCCCGCGGGCCUCGCUGCCGCCCCCGCCGGCGUCCAGAGUGCGGCCUGGUCCCAGCUCUCUCACGGCUCCCCCGCCUGCGGCGGCGCCCACCGUCCGGGCCCCAAUGAGUAACUCCCGCAACAACCGAGUGAUGGUGGAGGGGGUCGGCGCCCGCGUAGUGCGCGGCCCGGACUGGAAGUGGGGCAAGCAGGACGGUGGGGAGGGCCAUGUAGGCACUGUGCGGAGCUUCGAGAGCCCGGAGGAGGUCGUGGUGGUGUGGGACAACGGCACGGCCGCCAACUACCGCUGCUCCGGGGCCUACGACCUGCGCAUUCUGGACAGCGCGCCCACCGGCAUCAAGCAUGAUGGAACUAUGUGUGAUACCUGCCGCCAACAACCAAUCAUUGGCAUUCGAUGGAAAUGUGCAGAGUGCACCAAUUAUGAUUUGUGCACUGUUUGUUAUCAUGGAGAUAAGCAUCACUUAAGGCAUCGCUUUUAUAGGAUUACUACACCAGGAAGUGAACGGGUUCUGUUAGAGUCUCGUAGAAAAUCUAAGAAGAUUACAGCCAGAGGAAUCUUUGCUGGUGCCAGAGUGGUGCGAGGAGUGGACUGGCAGUGGGAAGAUCAAGAUGGAGGCAAUGGGCGUAGAGGAAAGGUAACGGAAAUCCAGGACUGGAGUGCCUCCAGCCCACACAGUGCAGCAUAUGUUCUCUGGGAUAACGGUGCUAAGAACCUUUACAGGGUUGGCUUUGAGGGCAUGUCUGAUCUCAAGUGUGUCCAGGAUGCCAAAGGAGGUUCUUUCUACAGAGAUCAUUGCCCUGUGCUAGGUGAGCAGAAUGGCAACAGGAAUCCUGGUGGAUUGCAGAUUGGUGACCUGGUAAAUAUAGACCUUGAUCUAGAAAUUGUCCAGUCUUUGCAGCACGGUCAUGGAGGAUGGACCGAUGGCAUGUUUGAGACUUUAACUACAACUGGAACUGUCUGUGGCAUUGAUGAAGAUCAUGACAUUGUAGUACAGUAUCCAAGUGGCAAUAGAUGGACCUUCAAUCCUGCUGUUCUCACUAAGGCAAACAUUGUCCGAAGUGGGGAUGCUGCACAAGGUGCAGAAGGAGGCACUUCACAGUUUCAAGUGGGUGAUCUUGUGCAAGUUUGUUAUGAUCUGGAAAGAAUUAAACUUCUCCAAAGAGGACAUGGUGAAUGGGCUGAAGCGAUGCUUCCAACUUUAGGAAAAGUUGGCAGAGUACAACAGAUUUAUUCGGACAGUGAUUUAAAGGUGGAAGUCUGUGGAACAUCUUGGACAUAUAACCCUGCAGCAGUUUCCAAGGUGGCACCUGCAGGAUCAGCUAUUAGCAAUGCUUCUGGUGAAAGACUCUCCCAGCUUCUGAAGAAAUUAUUUGAAACCCAAGAAUCUGGUGACCUCAAUGAAGAGCUGGUUAAGGCUGCUGCCAAUGGAGAUGUGGCUAAAGUAGAAGAUUUGCUGAAAAGACCAGAUGUGGAUGUAAAUGGACAGUGUGCUGGCCAUACAGCAAUGCAAGCUGCUAGUCAAAAUGGACAUGUUGAUAUUUUGAAGUUACUUUUGAAGCAAAAUGUUGAUGUUGAAGCAGAGGAUAAAGAUGGAGAUCGAGCUGUUCACCAUGCAGCCUUUGGAGAUGAGGGUGCUGUCAUAGAGGUCCUACACCGAGGCAGUGCUGACCUGAAUGCUCGUAAUAAGCGUAGACAGACGCCUCUUCAUAUUGCUGUCAAUAAAGGUCAUCUUCAGGUUGUGAAGACUUUGUUGGACUUUGGUUGUCAUCCCAGUCUCCAGGAUUCCGAAGGUGACACCCCUCUCCAUGAUGCCAUAAGUAAGAAGCGGGAUGACAUUCUGGCGGUUCUUCUGGAAGCUGGAGCAGACGUGACCAUCACGAACAAUAACGGCUUCAAUGCCCUGCAUCAUGCCGCACUGAGAGGGAAUCCCAGUGCAAUGCGUGUUUUACUCUCAAAAUUACCAAGACCAUGGAUUGUGGAUGAGAAGAAAGACGAUGGUUAUACUGCCUUGCACCUGGCUGCCCUGAAUAAUCAUGUGGAAGUGGCUGAGCUGUUGGUGCAUCAGGGAAAUGCAAACCUGGAUAUCCAGAACGUGAACCAGCAAACGGCCCUACACCUUGCUGUUGAACGGCAGCAUACCCAGAUUGUUAGGCUUUUGGUCCGUGCAGGUGCCAAGCUAGACAUUCAGGAUAAGGAUGGAGAUACUCCUCUGCAUGAAGCUUUGAGACAUCAUACUUUGUCUCAACUACGUCAGCUACAAGACAUGCAAGAUGUGGGCAAGGUAGAUGCUGCCUGGGAACCUUCAAAAAACACAUUAAUAAUGGGACUUGGUACCCAGGGGGCUGAGAAGAAGAGUGCAGCAUCUAUUGCAUGUUUCUUGGCAGCCAAUGGUGCCGAUCUCAGCAUUCGAAAUAAGAAGGGUCAGUCACCACUGGAUCUCUGUCCUGACCCAAGUCUCUGCAAAGCUCUGGCAAAAUGUCAUAAGGAAAAAGUCAGUGGCCAAGUGGGUUCCCGGAGUCCUUCUAUGAUUAGCAACGAUUCUGAAACUUUAGAGGAAUGUAUGGUGUGCUCAGACAUGAAGAGAGAUACUCUUUUUGGUCCGUGUGGACACAUUGCAACAUGUUCUUUGUGUUCCCCUCGUGUCAAGAAAUGCCUCAUUUGUAAAGAACAGGUUCAGUCCAGGACAAAGAUUGAAGAGUGUGUGGUGUGCUCUGACAAGAAAGCGGCUGUUCUUUUUCAACCUUGUGGGCACAUGUGUGCUUGUGAGAACUGUGCCAGCCUGAUGAAAAAGUGUGUGCAGUGCCGGGCUGUGGUGGAGCGGAGGGUGCCUUUCAUCACAUGCUGUGGUGGCAAGAGCUCGGAAGACCCCUCUGAUGAGAUCUCAAGUGGGAAUAUCCCAGUGCUGCAGAAGGACAAAGACAACACCAAUGUUAACGCAGAUGUGCAGAAACUGCAGCAGCAGCUUCAGGACAUUAAGGAGCAGACAAUGUGCCCUGUGUGCUUGGAUCGUCUGAAGAACAUGAUUUUCCUCUGUGGCCAUGGAACAUGCCAGCUCUGUGGAGACCGAAUGAGUGAAUGCCCAAUUUGUCGCAAGGCAAUUGAGCGAAGAAUUCUUUUGUACUGAUUAUGAAACACAGAGUGUUUUGUUAGCUAAAGUAUGUGAUCAUGAGAUCUUAGUAGGUUCUAAAACUAGUUUGGAGUUUAAUGGGUUAAUUUGUAAUUUCAUAAUUUCUUUAUUAGAAUGUAGUUAGACUAUAUAUGGACCACCAUCACAACAAAAACAUACAGUGUUUGAAAUUGCCGGUGUGUGUGUGUGUGUGUGUGUGUGUGUGUGUGUGUGUGUGUGUGUCUGUGUCUGUGUGUGUUUUCCUCUUGAAUUUGGAACAUCAAAUCCAUGGUAACUCCUAGAAAAUUUGCUUUUGGCUUUGAAGGGGAAAAUCCUUUAAGGACCUCCUUUUACACUUUUCUAUUGCAUUUUUCUUUUUUAAUAUGUACACAUUUGUUAAACCUUAGACAUUGGCUUACAAGGUCAGUAUUCCACAUGAUUAUCAUGAUUUCACAUGGUGAAAUGACUCGCUGUUCCAAAAAGUCAUACCGAAGGUGAGUGGGGCAAGUCAAACUAUAUCAUGUGUGCUUGGUGACACAAGUAUAGUAGAGAUGCCUCCUGGCUAAGACAGUCCUGAAGGAAACAUUGUAUUUCAAGAUAAUUUGAAGUUAUCCAAAUGAUUGUUUCUGAAUUUUUAAGUAAGUGAAAAUAUGAGAUAAGAGAAUAAUGACUUUACCUUCUUUUCUAGAUUUAAAAGGAAAAUUGACUAACUUAAAUGAAUGAUUUCAAAAUCACCAGUAGACAUGAAAAGGCAAAGCAAAAUUUUAAUGAGAACCGAAGUCUAGCUCAGAAUGAUGCAGUCACACCUCUACCUGGUUGUCACUGCUGCACUUCUUGUAUUAACUUCUCACUGUUUGCAUCAGUCAUUUGUAGAAAAACAUCUGUGAAAAGUAAUUUCCGUUUUCCUGGUGACCACUGACCUGGGCUAGAUCUAAUCAGUGCGUGCAUGCCAUCUUUUCUGUGUCUCUGAGGUCUCUUCAGCUGGGUGGUGCAUUGUUAGAGGCAGCAAUUUUUUCUGUAUGUCUAUUACUUCUGACAGUGUUAUGGAUUCUACUUUCAUCAGAAGCCUUACUUCUAUUCUCUAUUGGAUAGUAAUUUUACUGUAAAAAACGUAGUUUUUCUUUAUACCUAAACAGAUGAACAUUCUUUAAACUGCCAACAUUAACUAAGAUAUAAUAAAUAGUGUCAGAUACUUAGAAAAGAGUGCCAGGGCAUUUGUAGAAAAGCAUGGAAAAUACAUGUUGACUUGGUUAGGGACCUAAGCAUUUUGUCUCCUUAAAUGAGUAUCUUUGUAUGUAGCCUAAAUAUACACAUAUUAAGUGUUCCAAAAUUCCUCACUGCUCUAUUGUAAAAAAUAAAAAAAAAACCUGUCAGUUAUUUACAAUAGUGUCUACCAUGUGCUGUGUAUAAGCAUGUACUCUUAAGGAUAGUGUUCUUUGGAGAUAGUUUCCCCUGCAUUCAAAUCUGGCUAGCUUGUGUCUUUUUUUUUCUGUAGCAACUAAAGUGGGAGAACAGUGUCCAGCCUGGCUGUACUUUGUUGCUGGUGGUUACUUGCUACACAGUGAACUGGGCUGCUGGCUGCCUUACAGACUUAGCAGUUCCAUGUCUGUGUUUAGCUGAGUAACUGCUUUGUUUCUUCUUUGUGUUUUUGAGAUAGAGUCUCACUAUGUAUUCCAAGCUGACCUAGAACUUACUGUGUACCUCAGGCUUGCCUCAACCUUAUGAUCUUCUUGCCUCUACCUUCCAAUUGUAAGAUUGUAGGAUGGGGACCCCACCAUAUUUAACAACUGUUAAUCAUUUUGGAGGGUACAAUCCUAUUGGUUUCAAAUUAGGAAUGUUCUAUUGUAAGGAAGCAAUGAGGCAAUUUUUUUUCUAAGUAUAAUUUGAAGGGUUUUUUGUUUUUUAAAGAUACAUCUGAUGAUACGAUGUUUACAUAAAGAGACAGACUAUCUUCUUGCCAACUUGGAAAGAGCACAAAUGAGGAUCUUUUCUUCCUUGCCAUAGGCUGCCCACCUCUUUCCACUUGUAUCAGGCAAGGAGGGAUGGCUGCUAUACAGUUUGCCAGCCUGAGAACCUGUGCACCACAACUACAUCCCACUUCAUUCAUUCCUUUCUCUGUCUCCCAAGCUGCAGUGCUAAGUCUUAUCCUGUAAAGAUUAUAUCUGUCAAGGGAUAGACCUGCUGAUCGGCUCCAUCAUCUCCUCCAUGCAGAACACAGCACACUAGCUUAUGAGAGAGAAGCCAUCAAGUCUCUGUAGUGCUGGGGACUUUCGGCUUCCUCCUUGUCACUUGGCCAUUUAAGUUAUGCAUAUUGUGAACAGAUGCACUUCUGUUCAGGUCUUCGGGCAUCUAAAAUUAUUGUAAAUUUGUUUUGGGCUUACAAGAGACAGUAAGACCAGGAACUGAAUCAUGCCAGUGACUUCCUCCGGCACUCUGAAACUACUACCUCUUAAUCUCUUUACGACACUUGGCCCCUUUGGGAUCUUUCCUUCUUGUUACCCAAACCUCUUUUUCCUGUGCCUCAGAAGAACUAUUUUUACAAUGACAUGCAUUCAUUUUUUUAAAGUAUUGGACUUGGGCUAAGUGGUAGGCAGGAAAGGUCAGUGUCUUGGCACACUCAGCGUUUAUGCUGCAGUCUUUGCAGCCGUCUGUGGACAACGGGAUGGGAUCCUGAGGCGUGUGAGUACUCCUCACUGGUGUUUCAGGAGAGCUGUCGGGAGCAAUUUUGGAUUCCCUCUGUGUGCCCCUUGGCCCACAUUGUCUCCUAAUCACUAAGACCACCGGCUUCCUCACUCAGCACACACACAACUUACCAGGCGCUGCUGCCACAGCUGCUCUUGUUCACAUAGUCUAACAUCCUUACCUGUGCCGUACACAUAGAGUUUUAUUGGGAACAGGGUUUUCAAGAGAAUAUAAUUUUAUAUUAGUGUAAGAAUAUUAUACUAGGCAAAUGUUUAGUUUAGUUACCUGAAUUACGCUUAAGAUAUUUGUAAUUUAAUAAUGACAGGUUAACUAGAAGUCUACUGAAACAUAAAAUUAACUGGAAAUAAUUCUUUAAAUUUAUAUUUUUGAUGACUUUAGCCUGAAAGAACAUUUUAUUUUAGAAUGUUGAAAAUGCAUGCUGCUUAAAAUUUGUCUAGUUCAAAAUCCAAACCUUGCUAGGUCAUUUUACACAUGGGAACAUCCUGGUAGUCAUGUAUAGCCUGAUGGAUGUUUUUGUUUAUUUUGAAUUCUGGACGCUUUUUGGAUAAGGAAUAGUUAAACUUGCCAACUAGGACAAGGCUGGAUGGAGCAGAGCUGGCUUGGGGGAUUGGGGUUGCAACAAAUAGGAAACAAAAACAGCACAGAGGAAAGAGGCAUUGUGGAGGAUUUGCCACAGUAUUAGUGGAGAGGGCAUAUUUAACUAAAACAUAAUAAGGUCUAUAAGGUCAGUUCUUCACAUGGCUUGUCGGUUGUUUUGUAAAUUACAGAUUUUAACAUGACUUGCUCUUUUAAGGUCUAAAAGGAGAAACAUCCUUUCUGAGUGUCUGAAAUGGUUAUAGUAAUAAUUUAUAUAAAAACACACUCAUGGGAGUUGGGAGGGGGGCUGGAGAGAUGGCUCAGUGGUUAAGAGCACUGACUGCUCUGCCAAAGGUCCUGAGUUCAGUUCCCAGCAACCACAUGGUGGCUCACCACCAUCUGUAAUGGGAUCUGAUGCCAUCUUCUGGUGUGUCUGAAGACAGUGAAAGUGUACUCACAUACAUAAAAGAAAUAAAUAAAUAUUUAAAACAAUGAAAAACAAACUCAUGGAUACAUUUUUGGUUUUUUUGUUUUGUUUUGUUUUAAUUGCAGUGAGAACCACAUAUCAUAAGGUUGUUGUCCUGACAGCUUCUAAACAUGCAGUUCCAAACGGUCACUUCCACUCUGUUUGUUGGGAAACAAAUAGAACUUGUACCCACCAAAUGUUCCCUUCUUCCUUCCCUCUGUGCAACAGGGUUCUGACUACUUAUAACACAAACACUCAGAUUACUGAGUAGAGCCAUUUGUGUUUGUAAGAUCCAAACCUUGGUACACAUCAGGUUCCUGAGAUUUGAGGCAGGGUAUCAAAACUGCUAUUUUUUACAUGUAUGUUAAUUGAAAGUGUUUAUUAUUUCAUUAUAAGCCAGAGGGGAAAACACAUUUUAAAUAUGGGAAAUAAGUUAGCUUUGGUUUUGUACUAUCUGGGAAAGUAAUAGAUUUUCACAAGUAAUUUGUGCCUUGUUAGAAAUGUCAUUUGUCCUUGAAUCUACCUGUCAAAGUUGCAGAAUACAUUUUUCUUUCAAAAUGGCAACCCAGUUUAGCUUGCUUGACUGUUACAAUAGGAAUGCUUACUGAUAUUACUUGAUAAUCAUGUAUAUCCUUUUGACUUACACAAACACACAUGCAACAGCAGUAUUGAUAAUUACAGUUGUAUAUCUUUAAACACUAAACGUGAGGAAGCUUUUUAAUGUUGUCGUGUGUGUGUGUGUGUGUGUGUGUGUGUGUUGCUUUACUGCAGUGAGGGAGAAAUCAUUUGCACCAAGCUUUAGUGGCUGAUAAGUGGCUAGCAGUGGGUAAAAUAAGUUACAAUGUAAAAAUAGGAGUGGAUAAGUUAAUAAAGUUAAGUUGCUACCUUGGUAUUUUCUACCUCCUUUUCUAUCAGAACACUGCUUUUCUUUCACCCGUCUAGCAUCUUGUCUUAUUUGUGGGAGAAAAGGAAACAACCUGAAGUUAAAGUUAGAUUUUCUUUUUUUGAGAAUUUAAGCAAUAGGUACAGGAAAAGUGACCUGUUACAUUAAUUUGGUGCCUAAAUACAAAGGUUUGAAUUGAUAUAUACAACUGUCUAAGAAGAGUAGUGCUGAGUAUUUGGACUGUCCUGUAUAGUUCUCUUGAUUUUAUUUCAUAAACACGACUUCUUUCUUCAAAAGCAAAGUGGUUUUCUAAUUUUUUAUGAAAUAAGCAAAUAUGCCAUUUUGUCUGAGUACAGUUUCAGGAAGCUAUUGAAAGUUCUGACUCAGGGCUUUUUAACAGUUAAAGCAAUUGUUAAUAUAUUUUGAAAACUCCAUCUGCAUAAUUCUUCAGUGCCUUGAUUAACUUGGCAGCACUUAAAAAAAACUUUGUAUUAGGCAACCUUCAGUGCACCAGUCAUGAUGUGUACGUCCUAAUCAUACUGCUAAGCAUGUGCAAGAGCACCUCUGUGUGUGCUGGGCUUGCAUAAGUCUUUAAGGGAAGUGUUCUACAUUUGCACUUGAUACUUGUUUUUUUGAUUCUGGCUUUUUUGUUUUUUUUUUUUU